Molecule: messenger RNA, 755 nt
Organism: Punica granatum (pomegranate)
Lineage: Eukaryota; Viridiplantae; Streptophyta; Magnoliopsida; Myrtales; Lythraceae
Source: RefSeq, a predicted model, not a curated record
GCAACCGAAGCUCCGAAAAAGAUCCCAACAAUGGCGAUGAAGAGACCCAACCAGGCCAUAGGAGGCCCUGACCCUGUGCGAGCUGUAGUGCUCGAACCUGAAGACGCGGAAAUGGAGUCAGAAUCGGAAGAAGAGCUGAGGAGAUUGGAGUCGGAAGUGAAGCAAAUGGCCGAGAAAAUCCUCCAUUUCCGGAGGACGCUCCCGGACCAGCUGAAGGACGCCUUUUCUCUGCUCGCAUCUGCUCACAGGCCCGAGUUGCCCCCGGUAGAGCUCGGAUCCGCGGCCGGACCCUCCAGCUCUUCUCACCAAGGUCUAAGCAGGAAUUCUGAACCGGGUGAGGAUUCAUCAGUAUCUGACAGGGAAAGAGAGACUGCUAAGAAGAUCGAGUUGCUCAAAGAGAAGACUUUGAAAAAUGUUUCUGGAAUGCCGGUCCUCUUGAAGCGGAUGAAAGAGUGUAUCUCUACGAUUGACAACCUAAACUCAAACCCGAGCAGUAUUCAUCCUGCAUUUAGGAAGGAAAGAACUAGUUGACUAUGCUUUUUUCCCUUUUUGGAUAGGAAUAACUGAAGAUGCUAAGUGUGAAUGCUUUUUAGGAUUAAUCUUACGGCGAUUGGGUGCCAUGCAUUGUACUUUAAAGAUCACCAUGACCGAAAUUGGAUAUGUACUAUAAGAGUGUUGUGAAAAAAUAUUGAAGGUUGCACCGAUCCUGCUGCAUAUCUCAUCCUCCUCUUAUAUACAAAGCUGCAGUUUCUGUU